UUGAGCCCCGGACUUUCUGGGGAAAGGAGACCCAGCGCGCUCCUGCCUCUUGCAGGGGGAAACCCGACUUCAGGGUCCGGAGCUCAGGGGAGUGAUUGGGAGCCUAGCGGGACCAAGCCAAGGCAAAGCAAAGAUUUGGGAAGGGUUGGUUUUUUACCAGGAACCUGAUCGUUGAGGAAAACCGAAGCUUCAGGAGUCAUUCGUUGUUGGCAACUCACCUCUAAGGAUGGACCGCCUCCUGCUCCUGGCAUGCAGUCUUUCCGUCCUCCCGGUAACCGCGAACCCACCAUUCGACUGCGGAAGGAACCCGACAGAUUUUUUCUUCCUGGACCGACAAGCGGUUGAUUCCACCGAUCCCUCAUCUCUGAGCAACUUGGGAAACCUCGAUUUCUGCUUGCCCGGAACCACGACUUGGCUCCGACAUGCUUUCCGCCCCCGCUUGCAGGACACUCAAGUCUGGGAACUGCUCAUUCGGUCUGCCUCGUAUUCCAUCAUCGGACGCGCAUUCUACACCAUUGACAACCUGUGGAACCGACUAACUUGCCACAAUGGAACUUAUCACAAAACUCAAUGGGGAAUGACAGUCAGGACUUUUGACCCCACUGAGAUAGGACAUGGACUUUGGGAAGGGUAUACGGACUCUGUUUCUAAUGACUUCUGGACUUAUGGACUUACCUGCACCCAUCCUGUCAGUACCACCACAGUUCAAGGUAUUUGUGUGCGAAAGUUCUGCUGUCUAUGGGAUCUGGGGACUUUUUCAGCAUGGGAUGGGAACAAGUAUGUGGAAGGAUGGUUACACCCAGUUGGGGGUAGCACUGAUUUAGAAUGGGAUUUCAAGGGGCCCCAGAGAUGUGGAGGGAUAGCUUCCGACUUGUAUCUCCUUCAACGCCAUGACCCCCUUCACCCAGUCGGCACGGCCCCCAGAUCUGUCAACUUAUCUGAGUUUCCUGGUUCCCAACGCAACUCCCUAAGAUCCGCUUGGCAAAGCAAUUCAUAUAUCCAAUUAGUACAGAAGGUAGCCCAUGCAACUAACCUCACCGACUGCUGGAUAUGCGCUCAUACCCCAGCACAUAUUGAGCAAGGGGUGCCUUUUGUUGCGACACCCCUCACACUAGAUCAGUACAGAUCCCAAUACCUCUUCACCCGCAACCUGACUUUUAUAAAGCCUACCUCUCAAUAUAUCUACUUAAGCGGGGAAACCACCGGGCCACUAUGUAGAAAAUUUUCGGGAACCAAGGAUCACAUAGGAUCCAGUUCCUGCUUAGUGACUGUCGCUAGUGAUCCCGAGGGAAACAGGACAUGGAUUCAGAACCGUACCCAUUCCCGCCCUUACCCAAAUAUGAAAUCUGCCCUCACCGCAGUGCUUUACCCCUUGAUAGCCGAAACCCCUAGCGCGGCCCUUGUGGAAACCUUUCAGACUGGCCGUAUUGGGGAACCCUUGAGUGGGUUGUUCUGGGUCUGUUCCACACGAGCUUUCACCUGGGUCAGCAUACACAUGCAAGGAUCCUGCUACCUGGGUCAUGUGCACCCGGGGCUUCGAGUAACCCGGAAUUUACCCCAUGGCCGCAGAAGGAACAGACGUUCCCCAGUGACUUCCCGGAAGCCCAGUGCUAGUGGAGAGACAUGGCUCCGUGCACUCAUUCCUGCAUACGGAGCCUAUUCUAACCACUUGGACAUUUUACGAUUGACGGACAUUUUGCUCCGUUUUAUAAACGAGUCUGAAGCCUCCACCAUGUCAGUCUUGACGGAGUUGACCCAGGUCCGCUCCAUGACCCUGCAGAAUCGCCUUGCUCUUGACCUUCUAUUGGCCUCCCAGGGCGGCACAUGUAAGCUCAUCGGGGCAGAGUGCUGCUCCUACAUUUCUGAUCAGACCCUUAACGUCACCGCGCAUCUCCAAACAAUGGACUCCCUCGUUCAUGAUCUCAGGAACAUCCAGCAUGAGGGACUGGGGAAUUGGGACCCUUGGUCAUGGCUCCCAAAUGUCACUUGGCUCAGGGAGGUAGUGAAGGGGACCGUCUACAUUGCUAUAUCCCUGGCACUCCUCCUAUUCCUUUCCUGCUGCUGCCUCCAGAGCUGUCCUUUAGCGACAGCCGCUGGCAGAUCUCUAGCUCCCUCUGUAAGCCUCCAAGCCCCCCUCCAGCGAGCCCCCGAGUUUCCAGAAGAAAUUCCGAUGUUCCAUUUGGGAAAUGGUGAUUACGUAAACGUUGAUGUGCGGCAUUAAUUUUUAAUAAAUUAAAAAUUAGGCCGCAGAGAGGGGAAAUGAAAUAGAAAUCGGGGUACACAAUCCACGUUUAAGGGGUCCAGAAAUGAACAGAGAGGGGACACACUCAUUGCCCACACAGAAGCCAUAUUUCUACCUGACAUCGGGAAUCAGGUCAAAGGGGAAACUGCCUGAACCAAGGGAAGGAAUAAUCCCUUCUUGCCCAGACUUGCCCUAGGAUGCUCUCCACCCUAGUAAACAUUCCACGAUUAUCAUAAACCCUGCUAUCAACACCCUAGAAGGGCACACAUAACAAAAACCAAGUCAGGAUGUCUGGAAUGACAAGCUAUCACGAUCAUUACACAAAAAUCCCGUUCUGGCUGCUGACGAAGCGUCUCCGUCUCCCUCCCAGAAGAGAUUAUCGGUUCCAGGAAACGCAACCGAUCCUGUGUUAAUAAACUAUGUCAAUUAAAAGGACUAAUUGUUUUAUACUGUAUAGCCAAAGCUUUUUCUCCAUGCCCUCUCCUAGGCUGAGAUUUCGUUGUAUUUUUUUAACCAUGUUACAAGCUGUCAAAACGUUCCUUGAAAAUGUCAAUACGAAGUUGCUAUGUAUCCACUGUGUUCCCUCCUUCCCGCUACAAUGAUUGUAUAACUCCUUCCCAGAACAGCCUUAAAGUGUAACUUUUGAUACCUUUCAAUUGAUAUUGUAUCCACUAGACAAAACGUUCCCGCAAGCUUCAUUUCUAUUAACUUUUGUAUGCUCCGUGGCUCAGUAUAUGUUUAUGGACAACUUUAUAUGAAUUCCUAUAUAUCCUAUGGACUUUUUACUCUCUGCGCUUUCCACCUUGGCAUUCCUUAUCCCACACUGCCACCUAGCCAGUCUUUGACAAAAUGACACUAAUGCACAAGCUCAAGGAAG
Molecule: messenger RNA, 3119 nt
Organism: Zootoca vivipara (common lizard)
Lineage: Eukaryota; Metazoa; Chordata; Lepidosauria; Squamata; Lacertidae
Source: RefSeq, a predicted model, not a curated record